AGUAUUGACAAUGUCAAAUUUUUCACCACAUUUUUGGCUAAAAACAAAUGUCAGUCAUUCGGUGCCUUCUUUGCUUCCUUUCCUUCUCUGUUCAUACUCAAGAUGGGUAUUAGUCGUGAUAGUGCUCAUAAGCGCCGUGCCACUGGUGGUAAACGCAAAUCCCUACGCAAGAAGCGUAAGUUCGAGUUGGGACGCCCAGCUGCAAACACCAAACUUGGUGCAUCACGUAUACACAAAGUACGCACACGCGGUGGAAACAUUAAACAUCGUGCACUUCGUCUAGACACUGGCAAUUUUGCUUGGGCCUCUGAAGGUAUCACACGCAAGACACGUGUGGCCGAUGUUGUAUACAAUGCCUCCAAUAACGAAUUGGUACGUACCAAAACUUUGGUGAAGAACUCAAUUGUUGUAAUUGAUGCCACACCAUUCCGUCAAUGGUAUGAAUCCCACUAUGUCCUGCCAUUGGGACGCAAACGUAAUCCCAAACAUCAACAAAAAGAAGAUGAAAAUGACGUUUUAAACAAGAAACGUAGUGACAAAGUUAUGAAGAAGUAUUUGGAACGCCAAAAGUUCGCUAAGGUUGAACAGGCUUUGGAAGAUCAAUUCAUUUCUGGUCGUAUCUUAGCCUGCAUCUCAUCCCGCCCCGGUCAAUGUGGUCGUGCUGAUGGUUAUAUCUUGGAGGGUAAAGAAUUGGAAUUCUACCUUAAGAAAAUCAAAUCUAAAAAAUAAGCUAAACAAUACUAUUUACUGUAUUGAACUUUCAUAGUAAAAAAAGAGCAAAACAAAUACAUAACAAGUUCAAACAAAAAUCAAA
Teleopsis dalmanni is the source of this 814-nucleotide messenger RNA. RefSeq names its product 40S ribosomal protein S8 (gene RpS8). The transcript is spliced from 4 exons. Gene Ontology annotation, cellular component: cytosolic small ribosomal subunit; ribosome. The record is from RefSeq and is a predicted model, not a curated record. Gene Ontology annotation, biological process: maturation of SSU-rRNA from tricistronic rRNA transcript (SSU-rRNA, 5.8S rRNA, LSU-rRNA); translation. Bases 103 to 729 code for a protein of 208 amino acids. Gene Ontology annotation, molecular function: structural constituent of ribosome. NCBI's taxonomy places the organism in Eukaryota, Metazoa, Arthropoda, Insecta, Diptera, Diopsidae.